Panicum virgatum (switchgrass) is the source of this 1640-nucleotide messenger RNA. RefSeq lists its product as uncharacterized. The transcript has 2 exons. Bases 1029 to 1418 code for a protein of 129 amino acids. The record is from RefSeq and is a predicted model, not a curated record. NCBI's taxonomy places the organism in Eukaryota, Viridiplantae, Streptophyta, Magnoliopsida, Poales, Poaceae.
AUGUACAUAAUGGUGAUCGAUUGAGGGUUAAUUUCAACACGCCCCCGCCCGCCCGCGUCCGCUCCGUCCCGCCGAUAAUCCCGCGUCCUUCCCUACAAUCGCGCAAUCGCUAGCCCAUCGCUCGCUCAAUCCGCUCCGCGCCGCCGUCCACUCCAUCCCGCCGUUCGCUGGCCGCAUCACGCCGCCAUCCGCUCCGUGACCUCAGCCCCGCCGUUCGCUGGCCAUCGCGCCCACACUCGCCGGCCCAUCGCACGUCGCCCGGCGCAGAUCUGUGACGCCGCCGCCGCUCCGUCCAUCAAGUACCUCCGCGCCCGCCAUCCACUCCAUCCCGCCGUUCGCUGACCGCAUCACGCCGCCAUCCGCUCCGUGACCUCCGCCCCGCCGUUUCGCUGGCCAUCGCGCCCACACUCGCCGGCCCGUCGCACGACGCCCGUCGCAGAUCUGUGACGCCGCCGCCGCUCCAUCCGAUCAAGUACCUAAAGGUUUGAUUCAAUCUGCGCCCCAUCUCUUCCUCUCGCUUCCCCUGCGCUCUCCUUCUGUUCGAGUUUGAACUAGCAGAGAUUGAUGGGUUGAUUGAUUGGCAUCCGCGCGACGGAUCAAACAACCGGGGCGAGCGCCGGGUUGACGGAUGGCGACCCGCCGCGACGGAUCAAAGUUCCAACAACCGGGGCGAGCGCCGGGUUGACGGACGGCGAUCCGCCGACGGCAUCCGCCGACAGCAGCUGCCAACCAAACCACCACUCCCACGCGCGACGUCUCGCUGACCGGUGGGGCCCACGUCAACGCGUGGCCCCACAUAUCGCUCGCGAGGCCCGACACCGCCGCGGGGGAUCGGAAAUCCCGGCCCGGCUCGCUGCCAGGUGGGCCCGCGCGCCUGUAUAAGUAGAGGCGACAGCCUCGGAACCAGCUAGCUGCAACGGCGCGGAGCAGCCACGGGAAGGGCGUCGUCAAGGCCGGCAGCGUCGGCAUCGAGCUAGCUCUUUGCUGCCCAGGAUCACUGCAUCGAGCCGAAACAGGGGACUGCGGCGAUGACCACUCCGGGGAGCACGGCGAGGGCCGCCGGACUCACAAUCAUGCUGAUUUCCGCCAGCGUGGGCAUAAGCUCCGGCGGCGGCGGCGGCGGCUUCGGCUUAAUCCUCAGCUUCACGGGCGUUCUCGCCGGCGCCAACCUCGUCGCCGUCGGCGUCCGGAUGGCCAGUGACCCAGCACCAGCGGCACCCGUCGUCCCGGCGGUCUUCACCGGUGCACGUGCGCUAGCAUACUUCCUGCGCCGCCAUCUCACCGUCGCGGGGUUCGUAAUGGCUUCCUGCGCGGUCGCCGCGGUCUCCGGCCAGGCAGGCCCGGUGCUCUGCCUCGGCAUGUCUGCUCUGCUCCUUGUCGGGCUCUCCCUGAUCAGUGUCGGAAUUCUCGGCCAGUAGCUGGUUCAGUUCUUGGAUGGAUGCACUGCUGCUCGAUUGAUACCUCCUGAAUUGCUGUAUCUCCUCGCUGUCGCUGUAUCGGAAUGCUCGAUUGAUGCACUGUGCGCUAGCCUUGUUGGAGAAUGUCUUCCAGUUCCAUGUCACCUGGGCUUGCUCAAGCUCAAUCAAUACUAUUUGAGAUCCUAAAUAAAAGGGAAUGAAGUUGUGCUACUGUAGUUUUCA